Ochlerotatus camptorhynchus is the source of this 4987-nucleotide messenger RNA. RefSeq lists its product as uncharacterized. The transcript has 5 exons. The record is from RefSeq and is a predicted model, not a curated record. NCBI's taxonomy places the organism in Eukaryota, Metazoa, Arthropoda, Insecta, Diptera, Culicidae. Bases 101 to 4960 code for a protein of 1619 amino acids.
UAUAACACCAGCAGUGAAAUUCGUUAUAAAUAGUGAUUAUUCUGGCUUACAAGCAUUCAAAAUCGUGCCUUUUGUGUUCCGGUGCUUCCUGUUGGUAGGAAUGUUUUCAUCCGGAAGUGAAAACUCAAAUCCCGGUAACGGCAAAGGUAGCCGGACGAAACCGAGGAUGUCUUUCUCGGCCCAACUGGAACUGAUACAGAAGAGCUUCGCGGAAAAGGGUAGUGCCGUGGAAAGCCUCCGGAAGUUACGGGAUCUAAUCGAAGGCAUACCGAAACAAACGGAUCGGGAAAAAGGAGCGGUUUAUGCGUUCAAAGAUCUGUUGACGGUCUUCGGGGAGUUGGAGGAUGGUGAUAGGAAGGAGGACGAACUGCAUUUGCAGGCAUUGCUGGAAGCACUGAGGUACCUGAUUGGAGUGUGUCGCGAGGCGGUGGAUGGAAUUCGAUGCCACUUUGUUCUUAGAAUUUAUAAUUUGGUGGUGAAGUUCAGUGGUACGGUGGAUAAACGACACAUAUUAGUGCAAUGCGCUUGCUUGCUGGAAGAUUGCCAUUGGGCGGAAGAGCACACGGAGCUAUUGCUAAGGGUGAGCCGGGUGGUGCUCAAGGCGAUAUACGAUGCACAUACCAAGAAGCAAACGGAUCAGCAAAAGUUGAUCUUGUCUGGAUUGGAUGUGAUCUGCUCCACCACAAUUCGAUUGUUGCGGCAUUGGUCCGAGUCUGACGAGUUGGCGAUCCGGGCGAAAGCAGUAGGGAUCUACAACGAUGUGUUCGAUAAUUCAACGGCGUUGCUGUAUCGGCUAUUCAGUGUGGAUCAGAAGCGGGCAGCGAAAUUUUUCGCAUCAGUGAUAGACGUCUUCGGAACGAAGACGAAGUUUAGCGAGAUGGAAAUGGCAGAAUUGUUCCACAAGAGUUUGCCUUAUUUGGAAAUAAUUCUCAGCUUGGGUGAGGCUUCCAAGCAGUACAUACAAUUCGUGGAGAUUCUUAGUAUUUUCGAAAGAAUAGAAUCCGAGCCAACGGCAAGUUCCGUUUGGAUUUUGAGGAAGUAUCUCAACUUUCAAAACAGCUCAGUUCUGGAUAUGAAAACGCUGGAAUCCCUAUCAGAGAAAUUGAAAAUCCUCAGUGGGAAAUCCCCUCCGGAUCAGCUUUUGGUAGAAAUCGUUAUAUUCAUCACACUUCAACUGCGGAUACAUUUGGAUCAAAUUAAGCAGCAGGCUUCGGAGUUAGCCGAGCCGAUCAUUGAAUUGUGUAAAUCGUUGGUCAAAUUCAGUAAAUACUGCCCCAGGAAUCAUGCCCAGAUUUGCUCCCGCUGUGGAAGCUCCAGUCGGCAUUUUGUGGAUUACAUUUCAACGAUGGUUAUAAACUUGGCGAUGACCAUGUCCAAGGCCGGACAGGAAAUCAGUCCAGAACUGGUCGGAUUGGUCAAUGGAUUUCUGAGGCAUAAAAUGCUAACGCUGGACGAUUUGGGAUGCGAAAAGAAGCAAUCGCUCCUGGACUCCGGGUUGCGAUUUUUGGUCAAUUGGAUACGGGUUGCUGUGCAGCUAGUCCCCGGAAAGGAAAUGCUGGACCUUGCUCGGUUGGUCGUCGACUUCAAGUACAAAUACGGAUUCGAUUUUCUAACGGAUAGUUAUUUGAUAAGACUGGUGGAGAACUGCCUAAAGGAUGCCGGAGUCUGCUCGGCUGCAAUUGAUAUUAAAUUGGUAAAACUAUUGGCAGCGCUUCGAGAUGGUGCUGACGACUCCAAAGACGUGGACGAAACAAUUUAUGCGAUUGUGAACUUUCAACUAAGCACCAAUAACGAACCAAUUCGCGAUCUGAACAUCGUCGAGCUGAUCGAACGCCCCGAAAUGGAUAGAUUUGGAUUCCCGAUCGAUCCGACCUUGACUCGACAGGAGAAAGCUUCGAUUUUACUGGUAGAAAUUAACUUGGCGUCGCGUUAUAAGAAUUCAAAUGUCCUUCAGUAUUUCCAGCUGCUUCAGGACCUAAAGGCUGACCCCCUGCGUCUUGGGAUGGUAAUCUAUCUCCUGCAGGACGGUGGAUUUCCCCAACUUUCCCAAUCAGACGUGGAAGUGUUGAAAACGAAAAUUCUCCAUACACGCCCCAAGAAUCCUGCAGACAAGGUGCGACGACACGGAGCCCUGGGUCUUUUGAGCUACUACGCUUUCAGUGCGACUUCCAAGGCCACCAUUAACAAGCUAAAAGAAGCCCAACUGAACCGGGAGACCAUAAAAAACGACCAGAUCAACAAUGUGCUCAAAGAGAACACCAUGGAGCAUGAACUGAUCUUGUUGACACAGCUCGAAGACACCUACACAAACUUCCGGGAAAUGGUUUCCGUCCUGGCGGAAUCCUCCUUCCAGCACUUCGGUCUGAUCUAUUCCCUCAACCAGAUAUCAUCCAUGUUGGACAACACCUGCCGCUUCUUCGUAAUCAACUACUAUCCUCAACGGGCCGUUGAAACUCAACUGCUCAACUACCUACUGGUAUGCCGAAAACCGGAUCGAAUCCUAGAACUCUGCUGCUCCCUCGGAUUCAUCAUUGAAAAUCACCAAAUUUACAACCACCUACUCAGCAACCGCCACUACAAUAAACCCUGGGUCCCCACGCUCCAAGCUCUCGUUGAAAAAGCAACUGAAAUUAUGAACACUCACCAGAAAAACUUCUCCGCAAUCCCCGAAUCUCGAAAGUACCACUUUCUCAAUCUGUACCUGUCCCUUUCGCAGUAUGAAGCAUCACGCCAAAACCUAACAAACUCCAUCGUUCACCUUCAAAACCUAACCAGUUUGCUGGAUAAGUGCCCACCAUCCUGUCCCAUCACCUCCAUCGCCCGUGGCCGCAUCUACCACACCCUGUUCCGACUGGUCACCAUCUACAACCUCCCAACGCCGCGGGGGAUGUCCCCGCGAAAUUUUAUCCGUCUGAUGCUGGCCCACUACAACGAAAUGCAAAAACUGCCGGCCGAACACGGAUUCAUCGUGUCCACCAGCACCCUGGAGAUGACGGUCGAAACGUUGCACUUCCUGACGCUCCGGUACGACACCGAUCGGUUGGAGGCCCACGUCGAACAGCUGAUGAGAUUUGUGCUACGGCGCGGUGCCGGCCUGAGGGCGAUGCAGCUGAUGACGCUAUACGCGGCGAUGAGUGCCGACAGCGAGAAGGAGGACAAGUGUCGGAUGCUACUCACCUACCUAGAUCGUCUGUUGAUGUUCCGCCCACUGGAAAAGGAUGGCAAAAAUCUCCCGAAAGAAUCAACCCCAACUAUGACGCUGGAGGUCCCGCUCAUCUCCCUGUCGGACGAUCCCAACUCCCAGGAUCCAACUCGAAAGGCCGUGAAAUACGUUAAAUCUCCGACCAAGCGCAGUCCUUCCCCUCGGCUAUUCCCCGAUCAAGCGGUCGACUGCCACCAGUACCUGAUCGAACAUCACACCGGAUGCAGCUGCCAGUUCUGCCGUUAUCCUCAGUACAAAUGUCAAGCCCUAUUGGUAGCGGUUAGCUACGCCCGGUUGGCUUUCAUCAAAGGUCAAUCAAGCCGCUGUCAAGAGAUUUACGAAACCUUGGCCGAACACUGGCGCCUCCGGAAGAAGGACUUCCAAGAUUCCUGUCUUAUUGGACAGAGAGAUGAAUUUACAGCGCUUGUCGCGCGGGCCUUCUUGUGCUAUGGGCACUUUCUAACCAAGAUAGGACAACCGGAGCAGGCCCGCCGAGAGUAUGAUAAAAGUCUGGAAAUACUGAAGGAUGUUCCUCAUGUAGAUUUGGGUCUCAUCGAGGAAGUGCAGAUGAACCUAGAAACGCUGGAAGAUUUGCGAUCGUUCAAUGAGCCUGGCAAGGUCGAAAGUAAGUUUUCCAACUUCGAGGAUUUUGUUAGGGAAAAUCCUCGGGUCCAUGCGUUGCCAUCGGUGGAACUCGGUAGGAUUUGUUCAUUCACGCCGAAAGUGGGAACGACCAGACUCAUUCCCAAGACGGCUAGCCGGGCGGACGAUUUGCUGAAACAGGUUGCUCGAAAGCGAUUGAAAACUACCCUAGCCAAAGAUUACUCCAAGGAAUCGGAGUUGAUAAGUGCCAUGUCGGGAUUAUCCUGCGCCUCGGAGAGGAAACCCAAAACGGUCAACGUUUUCGUAGACACACCGGAGAAACCUGCCGUCCCGCAGGGAAAGAAGAAACUUUUCACCCAGGAAACAAGCUCGGAAGACUCCCCAAAAAAGCGAGGCCGGCGGAAGAAGGCAGAGGGUGAAACACCGGCAGCCCCGAAAUCCACACGCAAGAAGCGAAUCCCCUUGAGUCCUUCGCUCAAAACGUCCUCUUCCAAUGAAUCAUUCAAAGACAUUCUAGCUAAAUGCAGUACCCCCGUCUCGAAAAUCGUUUCAUACGGAAACAAAGGUCGUACGACCGCUAGCAAGCGGCCAAAAAUUACUUCCGCCUUUCCAAAACUGCCCGACGGAGAAUCCGGAUCUCCGGAAAUGGUCCAGAACCAUUCUUUCAACAGUUCCUUUCGGGAUGUGCUAAUGCAAUCGCUAACCGAGGAUGCCUCGAAACGCGUCGCCAAGGAUUCCAGCGUGAUCAUCCUGGACGAUUCGGAACCGGAUAUCGUAAAUACCAGCCUAGCACAGAACCAUUCGGUUGACACAAGCAAUGGGUGUCUUUCGUUGAAAAAGUAUUCCAACCGUAAGGUUGCCAGCACAAGGACCAAGCUUAUCGCCAAGACGCGGUUGCAAUUCGAUACAUCGGCAGUGAUCGACAUAACGACACCGGAUCAAUCGCCGUGCAUUGUGCGUGGGGUGGGUUCGUCUGGCGGAGGUGGUGGGAUAGUGGAAGUCGUCAAGAGAACUAGAGGGCGCCCACGAGGGUGUAGGACGGCGGCCAGUAGCAGUAGUAAAACAUCGACGACGACGGAGGUUACUCCGGAAACGAGUGAGGUACCCGCGCCAAAAACAACAAGGAAGAAGGUAAGAGGACGAAAGGGAGAGUGAUGGACCAGCUGGACGAAAUUUGUAUGU